GCGACAUCUGGUGGCAAUAUUGUUAGAGAAAUCAUCGAAAGGUUAUUGCAUGUGAUUUUAAACUUUAUAAUAAAAGUGGAAAUUAUAUAUAUUGUAUAUACCUAAAAAUUAUGAUUAUUUAAAAAUUAUGGUGGCCAAACAUCUUAUACAAAUAAUUGUUUUAGGAGCUCAAGUAGUUGGGAGAGCAUUUGCACGUGCACUUCAACAAGAAUUUGCAGCAAGUAGAGCGGCAGCAGAAACAGCCGGAGGUGGUAAAUCUGGAACUGCGAGGGCUGCGGCAAAUGCAAAGGCAGGAAUAACAUUACAAGAAGCUAUAAAAAUCUUAAAUGUAGAUGAAAAAAUUAAUCCCGAAGUUGUACAGAAAAAUUACGAACAUUUAUUUUCUGUAAAUGAUAAAAGUAAAGGAGGUUCAUUUUAUUUGCAAUCAAAGAAAAUUCCUUGGAUGUUGGUGAGAAAUUUUCAUUCGUAUACCAGUGUCGUGGAGAAUUCGUCUCCAACCACCCAAGUAUUUUCGGAAGAGAAUAAACAACGGUGCAUAAAUCGUUUAAAAAAUCAACUUCCUGUCAAAGGAUUACAAGCAUCUACUGAUAAAAAAGCUGGAGUUUUAAUUCCGUUAUGUUUGGUUUCUGGAAAUCCUUCUGUUGUACUGACAUUAAGAUCCACUUCUUUGACAAAGCAUCGUGGCGAAAUUAGCUUUCCUGGAGGUCUUCAGGAAGUGCAAGAUCCGGAUAUAAUUUAUACAGCUAUGAGAGAAACAGAAGAAGAGCUCGGUUUCCCAUCCAAUAAAAUUAAAGUCUGGGGAAAAUUGAAUUCAGUGCCUUCCCGUAAGGGAGAUAUAAUUGUCGAACCCGUUCUUGCUUAUCUCGAAGACUUUAAUUUUGAUGCUCUUACUAUAAAUGAACAAGAAGUGGAAGAAAUAUUUACUAUAUCCAUUGAAGAACUAUGUAAUCCGAAUAAUUGGUAUUAUACUCAAUUUCGUUCCGGUACAGGUUACAGCCUUCCAGUAUUUUUAGUCGGGAAAUAUCGCAUAUGGGGUUUAACAGCUACAAUUCUACACAUGACUCUUCUUGCCUUACUUCCUGAUAAAUAUAAUCAUAAAUUGUAUUAUCAAAAGUUGUUAAGAACUAAUUAACGAUUUUAAAAAUGAUAAAACUAUAUUUUUAUUAAUACAAUAAUUAAAAAUCUCCCAAAAAACUUCUUAAAAGUUA
This is a messenger RNA of Centruroides sculpturatus (bark scorpion), 1208 nucleotides long. RefSeq names its product nucleoside diphosphate-linked moiety X motif 8-like. The record is from RefSeq and is a predicted model, not a curated record. The coding region runs from base 128 to 1132 and encodes 334 amino acids. The transcript has 5 exons. NCBI's taxonomy places the organism in Eukaryota, Metazoa, Arthropoda, Arachnida, Scorpiones, Buthidae. Gene Ontology annotation, molecular function: coenzyme A diphosphatase activity.